Messenger RNA from Bursaphelenchus okinawaensis, 1156 nucleotides. The record is from the annotation of a GenBank genome assembly. Lineage: Eukaryota; Metazoa; Nematoda; Chromadorea; Rhabditida; Aphelenchoididae.
AUGAUCUCAAAGUAUGUUAACGGGAAAGCUGAGCCAAAUCUGUAUCAACAAGAAGUUCAGAUUAAUACGAAAACAGGGAAAAUAGCCAAGGUCAACUUGGUUUUUCAGGUAAAUUUAUACCAUGGUUUACAUUAAUUUAACGCUAUGUUCGCACCAAGUUAAUUAUAAGUUUUUAGCUGUUUUAUUACAUGUUAUUUAUUAAAAAAUAUUACACAGGACACGAAGCCGGAAGGAUCACAAGUGGGAAAUUUGGUUGCAGUUCAUGGUGCUCCUGGUACUCACAAAGAUUUCAAGUAUUUGAAUCCGAUUUUGGAAGAAGCGGGAGUAAGGCUGAUAGGAGUGAAUUGGCCUGGAAUGGGAUAUUCAACAUGUAAGUGAAGUUCUUUAGUUAAAAGUUAUUUUAGACGAUGAAAAUUUGAAUGAUGACAAUGACGAAAGAGUACAACUAGUGAAGCACUUGGUAGAAGAGCUGAAAUUAGGAAAAAAUACUGUAUUUAUGGGACAUUCGAGAGGUUCUGAAAACGCUUUGAAAAUGGCUGCUCUUUUUAAGGUUUGUUAUACAGGACGAUUUAUACUUUUAUAUACUGUAAUAUUAGCAUUGUUAUUCUACUUUUGAGGUUUUAUCAAUGUCAAAAUUUAAAUUCCAAAAGAUGUUGUUGUAGAAUGACUGUGCGGGCUGUGUACUAGUGAAUCCUGUAUGUCUCCGGCCCCAUCGUGGUAUACGACCCUAUUCGUUGGUAUGUCUACUGGGGUGGAUGUGGAAGAAUUUGAUGUUUGCUCGACUAAUUUUGAAUCCCUUCUUGCAUUGGCGUAAGUUUUGUUCUCUACGCUUAUAUGAAUUAUACAUAAGUAUAAGUUUAUGUAAUAUAUUUAUACUUUACAAAUACUCAUACAUGCGCGUUUAUAAUGGAGUAUCGAAGAUUUUUUAGUAUACAACAAUGUACUCGGUUUGCGUACUUCGACCGGACAUUCCUGUGGCGUUUCGUUACAUUUGAUGAAUCAUGUUGACUUUGGUGGUCAGCUACAGUACAUUGAAGCCAUAAAUGACAGCAAUUUGAAGGUACUCAAUUGCUAUAGUGGAAAAGAUUUUUUGGUACAGCGAAGUUUGAGUCGAGAGUUGGGAUCUAAGUUUAAGAAUUCUGAAGACUUGGUAUGA